Molecule: messenger RNA, 1932 nt
Organism: Salmo salar (Atlantic salmon)
Lineage: Eukaryota; Metazoa; Chordata; Actinopteri; Salmoniformes; Salmonidae
Source: RefSeq, a predicted model, not a curated record
GGGAUGGAGGAAAGAUGUAGCACCAAUCAGGCCCCUGAGGACCGAUAGGAACAUCGACUGAGUAAUCUGCUUUCUACUAUUUAGUGAGAGGCAAGACCUAUUUCUAUAGAAGAAGCACAUUUUUAUAAGUCUCUAUAAAAACACUAUCGGUGUUAGAAUAUUAAACUCUCCCUACCCGGUGGACUGGGAGAUCUGUGGCUAAAUGGAGUGCUACUACUCUGCUGGCCAAUCGGAUAGCUCAAAUCACCUUGCCUGCCUACAGCUUCCAAGACACAAGUUUGAUACUAGCCUACGUGAGAUGUCAUAACUUUUAAAACCAGAGAGAGACUGUCAAAGAAAACAACAAAGAGAAGCUGUUUUUAUGAAACCCCCCUUCAUUCUCCUGGAGAUGUUGAGAAGAAGAGCAGCACGGUCAUCUGGACCAGAGCCUGAAUCUCUUGACUGCCCCCCUGAUACUCCUGACAACAGAGAGAUGAGAGAACCCCCACAGCCCCACUGACUGACAGAACAGACCAGGAGGUGGAGGAUCACACAGCCAACAUGUCUCCAACAGGUCAAAUGGCUGAUGUGCACCAAUCCAGGAGUCAGAAAUGGAAAGUGGUUUUGAUCAUCCUGUGUCUGUCUGUCACAGUAUCUGUCACACUGUCUUCCCCAUUGGUGACUUUCAGGACCAACUCUACUCAAGCUCACUCCCUUCCUCCCCCUGUUCUCUCUACCUGCCCUCUUCACACAGCCAAUGAGACUAUAACACCAGUUAAGGGUUCAACUCAUCUAAUGGUGUCUGCAUACCAGGACCACAGGGAAGGGGGAGCCACGCGCAUCAUUGCCAUGGUCAACAGAGACCGACCCAUGUCUCUGUACUGUGUGUUGUGCUGCUUAGGACACGCCCCCCAGGUCGCUCCAGCUGCUGUCGUAACGCACAGCGUCCACUAUGGUUACCCGUAUGUGGCCGCAGACAUGCUUUGCCUCGAAGAACCAGGAUGCCACGCCACGCACGUCACUCUCGGCACAUCCCUCGACAUCCAGGACACCCUCAACCGGACAUUUCUGAGCAUCCAGAACCGGGAGAGACGGGAGGAGGACUUCCCCUUUUACCUCACCGUGUGCAUGUCCAGCAUGUUUGGAGACUACAACAACGUCCAACAGUUUGUCCAGACCAUGGAGUUUUACAAGCUCCUGGGGGUGCGGAGAGUUGUCCUCUACCUCACCAGCUGUGGACCUGAUCUGGAAAAGGUCCUCCAGUACUACGCAGAGGAGGGCACUCUGGAGGUGAUUGGCUGGCCCAUCAACCACUUCCUCAAGCCCUCUACUGGGUGGGAAGCCCAGGAGCUGGAAGGGGAUAUCCACCUCAAUGGCCAGCUGACCAUCAUGAACGAGUGCAUCUACAGGAACAUGUACAGCUCACGGUACGUCCUCCUGGCUGAUGUUGAUCAGCUCCUGGUCCCGGCCUCACACAGCUCUCUUCUGCCCCUCAUGGAGGACCUGCAGGGGCAGCACCCCGACGCAGCCGUGUUCCUGAUGGAGACGCACCUCUUCCCUGCCACAGCCAGUACUGCAACGCAAGACCAUUCCGCACGGAGGAGGGCGCCGGGGGUGGAUCUGCUGGACUACGUCUACAGAGAGCUUGUUCUUGAAGAGGACUUCCGCUCCUACAAGAUGGUGGUCAACCCCCGUCUGGUGCUGCAGACGGCCAUGUUUGAGGUGACACAGAGCUAUGGGGACUCUGUCAGGGUUCCGUCCGACGUGUGUAAGAUCAUGCAGGUGAAAGAGGCUCAGAGAGAAAGCUGGACCAAUGAGCAGCUGGUCCUCGACAGAAGACUCUGGGAAUUUGGAGAAUACCUUGUGCCCUCUGUCGAUGAAGUUUUACAGAAAUUAGGUAUUCAGACAUCUCCUUGGGAGCGUGUAGUACUGUAGCUGGUUAAAAGUUUUCCA